UCUCUGAAUUGUAAUACGAAUUGAUACAGGGACGAAUCCAUAUCCAUGUCCCUCACUUCUCCAGCCACAUUGUCUUAGACGAAAACCAGCCAACAUGUGUUACUUCGAUUUUCUAUCACUCGCCCCCUACAACACUUCCUUUUUUUCACUUCUCUUCUUCACCUAAGCUUUCAUCUUUCUUGCAUGCUUUAACAACGCCUCCUGCACACCCAUUAUCUGCUUAAACUUUUCUUCUUACAACUUGUUGGCAGGGUACUGCCCAUUAUUCUUUUGAGUGUAUGCAGAUAGGUUUCCAAGUCUUGAUUCGAUUAAGUUAUUGUGACUGAUGGGUCCUGUAAGAGGAUUGAAAAAAAGAAAAAAGACUGAGAAGAAGUACGACGAGAAUAGUUCUGCUUCUGAUUUGCCGGCGAAAGAGGGCCCGUUAGAUUGGUGGAUUGAGUUCUCAAAGAGGAUUAGUGAUCUUCAUCAGUCUCCACCAAAGGAGUUGGAUAACUUUGAAUCUACUUUUAAGAUCUCCAGAAAGACUUUUGAGUACAUAUGUUCACUGGUGAAGGAUGAUAUGAUGGCAAAAUCUGCGCAUUUUGUCUUUUCUAACGGCAAGCCAAUGUCUUUAUAUGAUCAAGUAGCCGUAGCAUUAAGGCGACUAGGAUCUGGGGAGUCACUAGUCACCAUUGGUGAUUCAUUUGGGCUGAAUCACUCAACUGUUUCACAAGUUACUUGGCGAUUUGUUGAAUCUAUGGAAGAAAGGGGUCUUCACCAUCUGCAAUGGCCUUCUACAGAAGCAGAAAUUAUAUCAAUCAAAUCCAAAUUUCAGAAAGUACGAGGCCUCCCCAAUUGCUGUGGUGUAAUUGAUGCUACUCACAUCAUGAUGUGUUUGCCUGCCUCAGAGCCUGCUAGUAAUGUGUGGCUGGAUCACAAGAAGAAUCACAGCAUGGUGUUGCAGGCAAUAGUAGAUCCUGACAUGAGGUUCAGGGACAUCGUCACUGGCUGGCCAGGCAGAAUGAAGGAUUCGUUGGUUUUUGAGAGUUCCAAUUUCUACAAACUUUGUAACAAAGGAGAGAGGUUGAAUGGGAAGAAGCUGCUGCUUCCUGAAGGAUCAGAAAUAAGGGAAUACAUAAUUGGGGAUUCUGGCUACCCUCUACUGCCAUACCUGGUAGUCCCGUAUGAAGGCAAAGAACUUCCAGAGCCAAAAGCAGAGUUUAAUAGGCGGCAUUUCGCAACACGGAUUGUGGCGCAGAGGGCGCUGGCAAGGCUGAAGGAAAUGUGGAGAAUUAUUCAAGGAGUGAUGUGGAGACCUGAUAAACAUAAGUUGCCCAGGAUUAUUCUGGUUUGCUGCUUGCUUCACAACAUUGUGAUUGAUAUGCAAGAUGAAGUGCAGGAUGAGCUACCUUUGUCUCACAACCACGACUCUGGUUACCAUCAACUGAUUUGUGGAGCUGUUGACGUAAAAGGAGCAUCACUAAGAGAUAACCUGUCUCUCUUCUUAACCGGAAGCUUGCCUCCGUGAUAUUUUGUCUGUUACUUUCGGUUGCUACCUCAAGAAUGUAUCUGGAAAUCUGAGUUUCUUGGAGUCAACUCGCCUCCUUAAUUUAUACUUUGUAAUUCAAAUUGCAUAUUACUGUGUGAAGAUUGCACCUUAUCGUAUUCCGAUGUGCCAGCUCAAAUCAUUUUUUUUUAAUGGCUCAAUCCAUUU
Molecule: messenger RNA, 1693 nt
Organism: Neltuma alba
Lineage: Eukaryota; Viridiplantae; Streptophyta; Magnoliopsida; Fabales; Fabaceae
Product: protein ALP1-like
Exons: 3
Coding region: 326-1507 (393 amino acids)
Source: RefSeq, a predicted model, not a curated record